UAAUAAAAAAAUAAAACAAACAGAAAUUGUCUAUUAAACAGAAGGCUAAAUAAAAUGUUGCCGCCAGACAGUUACUGUCAAAUGCAAUUAACAACAACAAGAAAAAUAACAAAAACAAUAUGCAUAUUGUACUUUUCUUAAUGCCGCAUCCUAGUACAACAACAAGAAAUAGUAUAAGUAAACGAAAUCAUAUCAAUGACGAUGAUGAUUAUAAUGAGAAUGUAGCUGUGGCACUGGGAGCACCACUUAUCAUACCUCUUGAGGAGGAAGUACAAUUAGAAGAAAAUAGUGAAUAUACGUUAAAUUGUGAAGAUACUGAGCCCAUCGUUUGGAAAUGGCCGGUGAAUGUUAUAGGACCUGAGGAGAAACCCUAUAUACCACAAGAUCAAAAGAGACGUUAUGGCAGUAGUUUGAUAUUAAAAGAUGUCAACUAUAUGAAUGUCGGCACUUAUUAUUGUGUCAAGUCAAGUGCCUUAACCAAGAAUUUAGAUACAAUGGAUGACUCGGAACUAACCGAUUUGGCGAAUAGUAAUUUAGCUUCACAUAUAUAUGUUUAUGUGAAUGAUCAAGAAAAUUUACUGGCUCCCAUGGCCUAUCCCAUAACAUAUGUCAUACAAUUCCAGGAUGCCGUUAUACCCUGUAAGCCCUCUAUGCCAAAUUAUGAUGUCAUUUUAACUACACCCAGUGGUUCGGUAAGCUUUAAAGUUUUUCAACUCGUGCGUUUAUAUACUUUAAAAUUUCAGACUCGCUUCAUUGAGAAAAGUCUACCAAACGUCAAGGUAACCGAAACCCAUGUCUAUGGCCGUAAUAUUUUAACAGUAAAAAAUGCUAAAAUUUCCGAUUCUGGUCGUUACACCUGUAACGUUUCCGAUCAUUCUUCGAAUAAAGCGAAAAGUUCAUACAAUAUGUUGAUCGUACGCAAAGGUGAAAGUUAUAUUAAAAUGCGUGAAUCCAAUGAUUACUAUACGAUCAAUGAAAAGGCAAAUAAGACGGUACAAAUGUCAGUGCGUUACAGUGGUUAUCCAUGGCCCAAAUUGAAGUGGUACAAUCCAAAUCGUACUGAAAUUUUCAAUAAUCAUAAAUUUGAAAUAACCACCGAUGAUGUGUCCUCAACUUUAAAAAUCUACAAUACACGUUUAUGGGAUACGGGCACCUAUACGGUGGAGGCUACGAAUACAGACACAACUAUAACGCGAGAAUUUAAUGUGACUAUAGAAGAUGUACCCAUUAUAAUGAUGGAAGAUGUUUAUGUUCAUGCCGAUGAAAAGGCGCAUGUUCAGUGUCGCGUGCAAUCGCAUGAGAAAGUCUUAGUAUCAUGGGUAUUCGAACCAUGUAGCAUUGAGCCCAGAUGGCCAUCAUGUACAAAAGACAUUAUACAGGACUUUAAUGAAACCUUUUCGACCAACGGAGCCACUGCUAUAGAGUUUAUUUACGAUUUAUAUUUUGAACCAAAAUCUCCCGGUAUCAUACGUUGUUCGGCUCGGAACAAAAUUGGUAGAGCUUUGGCUAAAAGUCAUGUUUUAAUACGUGACAUUAAUGAUAAUAUGACUAUUUAUGGUGUACAGGAUCAUGAUAUUAUAGCUUUGGGUGAUAAGGUUACCAUAACAUGUGCCGCAGUGGCCUAUUACUUUUCGGGUGAUAUCAAUUGGUACGAUGACAAGGGCAAUUUAAUCGAGGAAUCUGAGAAUAUUAUCAUCAAUAAAUCCGCAACUCCAUAUUCGUAUCAGAAAUCUUUAACAUUUAAAAGCAUAAAGGAUUCGAAUCAGGGUCAAUAUGAGUGUAAGGCAAGAGCUAUAAAUCAUGAAACUACAGAAUCUAGAUUAUUCAAUAUUAUAACUCAUGAACCCUCUUCCCCGCGCAUGGUGAACACUAAUCUGGGUGAUAGCAAUAAAAUUGAAAGAAAACUAGGAGAAUCGGUAGAAUUAAGAUGUGAAUCGGAAGCUAUACCCAAAGCCUCGGUUGUUUGGUAUAAAAAUGAUGAACUAGUUGAAAAUAAUGAUACCGAUAAUGAGGCUGUUCUCUUGAUACCCUAUCUCCGACCAGAGGAUCAAGGUCACUACAAAUGUGUUGUAGCUAAUAGAUUAGGUUCCAUAGAGGAAACGGUUAAUAUAAAAAUAACCAAUAUACCUGGACUUACUUUAGGCUGGAUAGCCGGUAUUUUAGCUUUACUUUUGAUUUUAAUCGGUUUAGUUAUAUAUCUCUAUAUACGCGUGAAACGUGAACGUAAGCUUUUGCGUGAACUUAAAGCAGCUGGUUUGGCUAACUUUGAGGAAGGUGCUGUCGAACACAUUAAUCCCGCCUUAACUCUUGACGAACAGGCUGAUUUGUUGCCCUAUGAUCGUGGUUUUGAAUUUCCACGUGAGAAACUUAAGUUGGGCAAACAAUUGGGUGCUGGUGCUUUUGGUGUUGUGCUUAAAGCUCAUGCCGAGGGCAUUAAGCCGGAAGAGAAAGAAAGUGUAGUGGCUGUGAAGAUGGUUAAACGUCAGGCGAAUAAUGAAGUGAUGCGAGCUUUGGUUUCGGAGUUAAAGAUAAUGGUACAUUUGGGUCAACAUUUGAAUGUGGUCAAUUUGUUGGGAGCGGUUACGAAGAAUAUAGCAAAACGCGAAUUGAUGGUUAUUGUCGAGUAUUGUCGCUAUGGCAAUGUCCAGAAUUUCUUAAUGCGUAAUCGUAAACGUUUCAUUAAUCAAAUCAAUCCACAGACGGGUAAAAUUGAUCCCUCCAUAAUGACUCAACGGUUUUCCGAUAAUUUUGAAUUAAAUCGUGAUGGUCUUAAAUAUGUUAAUCUAUCAUUCUCCAAACAUCAAUAUAUCAAUCAUAUGAAUAAUAUCAACAAUAUGAACAACUAUUAUUCCAUGAACAAUAGAAGCAAUUCGGAUAAUGAUCCCAGAUCGGGUACACGAGCUGGUCGCCCCAAUUCAACGGGUUAUAUAACACAAUCGGAACUGUAUGAGGGUCAAGUGAAUACAUGUGCUACGGAACAAACUGUUAUGACAACAGUGCCAGAAGAUGAUGACAACAAUAUCAUGUCCAAUAACUCUGUGCAACCAGCUUGGCGUUCAAAUUAUAAACCAGACUCUACCGAAGCCAUGACCGUUACCACUACCGAUCUUAUAAGCUGGGCCUUCCAGGUGGCCUGUGGCAUGGAAUAUUUAUCAUCUAAAAAAGUUUUACAUGGUGAUUUAGCCGCGCGAAAUAUUCUACUAUGUGAAGAUAACAUUGUGAAAAUUUGCGAUUUUGGUUUGGCACGUUCCAUGUACAAGAGUGAUAAUUACAAGAAACAGGGAGAUGCACCAUUGCCCAUUAAAUGGUUGGCUUUGGAAUCAUUAAGUGAUCAUAUCUUUAGCACUUAUACAGAUGUUUGGUCUUAUGGCAUAGUAUUGUGGGAAUUAUUCUCUUUGGCUAAGGUGCCUUAUCCCGAGAUUGAUGCAAAUCAAAGUUUAUAUUUGAAACUAAAGGAUGGUUAUCGUAUGGAGAAACCACCUUAUGCUAAUGAUGAUUUAUAUGAUAUUAUGUUGGAAUGUUGGAGUACAAAUCCGGAAAGAAGACCUUUGUUUAAUGUAUUAAAGGAAAGAUUUGCCUUAAUGUUGGGCGAAGAAGUGACAAAUCACUAUGUGGACUUAAAUGAACCCUAUUUAAGAGUCAAUACCGAGUAUAUGAAACAUAAACCCACAGAUUAUUUAUCAUUAAUGGGUUCACCCGAUGAAAUGGCACCACCACCGCCCAGAUAUGUUAAUGGUCAUAUACUACCCGAAAUACGCAUAGAUUUGUCUACCGAUGAUUAUCUAACAAUGAGUCCCAAUGGUGACGCUGUCAUAUUCUCACCAACUCGUCCUAAAGACUCACCUAAAACUUUGGAAGAUAAUGUUGAUGAUCAACCACCCAAUAUUUCAGCCACUUCUUUUAAUUUCCCAGAUACAGCAGUCCCACAACAUUCCCCCACUAUAGUCAAUAAUCUGGAUAGUCCGGUCAAUAAACCGCCACGCAACAAAAAGGAAGGCAUUGAACCUUUACCCGAGGAAAUACCCAUGCUGCAUAAUGCCCAACACAAUGAGGAAAGCCCCGAACAACCUAGAAAAUAUACUCAAAUGUUGCAGCAGACAAGAAAUGUACCCACACCCUCACCGCGUCAUCAUGUGGCGGAGACCAAGCUGCAGGGUGAGGGAGGAGAGAAUUAUGUGAAUAUUAAAUCACCGAAAAAGUUUAUCAACAAUAAUGGCUCGAAAGCGCCCGAUGCAUUCUCAAAUCCAAGUUAUCAGAUACUCAAGACUGGUAGUAGUGGAGAAACGAAAUAAUACGAGUACGCAAAAAGAACAAAAGAGAGGGAAGAAAGCUUUUUUCUCACUUUUCUAUUUGUGUGUAAGGUUUUUUUUUAAGUUGUAAUAUACCGAAAUAUUUAUAAAAAAAAAUGUGUUUUUAGAAUUGAAAUUAAUUAGUAAACAUUACCUAGUGAUGUGUAAAUUAAAUGAUAAUAUUUAAUUAAUUAAGCUUUUGUCACUAAAAAGAUAACGCUUUCACAUGUUUUUUUUCAACACUAAGCUUAAGAUGGAAAAAAAGAGUUUAAGGAAUUUGUUUAAACAUUUUUUUUUUUGAAUAAUGCAAAUAGUUUAGGGAAAAAGCUGUCAAUAUGUUGUUUAAAGCAAAACUUUUAAGCUUUUAAUAUUAUUUAUGAAAAAUAUGCUUUAAAACUUUAUGUGGAAAGAUAUCCAAAAAGCUUUUUAUAGAAAAACAAAUUUAAAACGUUUUACCUUUUUAUAAACAAAAAUUUUAAAGCUUUUAAUUUAAUGAGAAGGAAGCUAGAAAGUUUUUUUUUUAACUAAAAGCUUUUAGUUUUUUUUUGACUAAAAAGUUAUACAGCUUUUGAGAAUAUUAUGUGUACGAUUUUAAGCAAAACGCAAAUAGCUUCUAAAAGAGAAUGCGUUUUUAAAGCUUUUUUCAACUUUUUAUAAAAAAGUAGCUUUCAAAGAAGUUUUUAAUGAAAAAUAAGCUUAAGAAGCUUUUUAUGAAAAAAGAAUUAUAAUUGAAGGGUUUCAAAGCAUUUAUGAUUUCACGGCUUUUGUGAAAAUUAAGCUUAAAAGCUUUUUUGUAUUUAAAAAGUUUAUACGAAAAGAAAACUUUAAAAAGUUUUUCUAAUUGAAUUUCUAAAGUAAAAUAUAAUAUAAACCUACAAAGCUUUUUUAUGAAAAUAAAGUAUAAACAGUUUUUAAGGAUUUUAGGGAAAAAAGCUUCCACCAGAGAAUACGUUCAUAAAGCUUUUAUUAAACUUUUUAUGAAAAAGAAGCUUUUAAUGAAGAAAAGCUUUUAAUGAAGCUUUUAAUGAAGAAAAGCUUUUAAUGAAGAAAAGCUUUUAAUGAAGAAAAGCUUUUAAAAAAGCUUUUAAUGCAAAAGAAGCUUAAGAUGCUUUUUAUGAAAAAAAUAGAAUUAAAGGGUUUCAAAGCUUUUAUGAUUAUUAAGCUUUAAAGAUUUCAAAGCUUUUGUGAAAAUUAAGCUUAAAAGCUUUAAAAGAAAAUUAAAAUAUAAAUCUUUUAAAACUUUUUACUAUAAAGAAUCUUUAAAAUUUUAUUUUUGAAACAUUUGAAAAUCUUCAUUGGAACUUUUAAUAAAAAGCUAAUCUCCUAAUGCUUUUCUUCCAUUUUAUUAGACACAAAUUCUUUUCAAACGUUUUUAGUUUCCCGUGAAAAGUUUAUAUUUGACAUAUUGUUUCUAUUAAACUUUUUGACAUUUAUCAGACAAAUAUUUUUCAAAAGCUUUUCCUAAUAAACUUUUUGCUAUUAGAAGUAGACAAUCUAGAAAUCGUCCGAAAAAGUGCUUUAACAAAACUUAAAUUUAUAUUUGACACAAGAUUUUUUAAAAAGCUUUUGAUUUAUUUUUAUUUCUACAAAACUUUUUUAAGUUUUUUUAAAAAAGCUUUUGAUUUUUUUUUCUACAAAACUCUCGUCUUCCUCCUUCACUUUCUCUAACAAAUCUUCUACCAUCUUUAGCUUAAGUAUCACUCAUAUUAAAGCUGUUUUAACAAAAAAAAAGUAAAAGCUUUUUUUUUUUGUUUUUUCUGUUGCAUUUAAGUUUGUAUUUUUAAAAUGUUAUUUAUUUAAAAAAAAUGUCUUUAAAAUAAUACUAAACGUUAUCAUAUUUGUUAGAGUUUAACUAAAAGUUUUAACUUUAAAUCAGUUAUUCAUAAAUAUAUUUUUGUUUUUGUCAAAUCACCAUAAAA
This is a messenger RNA of Lucilia cuprina (Australian sheep blowfly), 6208 nucleotides long. It is a transcript of the gene Pvr, whose product is annotated as vascular endothelial growth factor receptor kdr-like. The record is from RefSeq and is a predicted model, not a curated record. The coding region runs from base 120 to 4292 and encodes 1390 amino acids. Gene Ontology annotation, biological process: protein phosphorylation; cell surface receptor protein tyrosine kinase signaling pathway; positive regulation of kinase activity. The transcript has 13 exons. Gene Ontology annotation, molecular function: transmembrane receptor protein tyrosine kinase activity; ATP binding. Lineage: Eukaryota; Metazoa; Arthropoda; Insecta; Diptera; Calliphoridae. Gene Ontology annotation, cellular component: signaling receptor complex.